AUGGUGCCUCACCUGACGACCACGACCACCACGACCGAGCGCCGGCGCUCCUACUCGAACAACUUUGCUGCUUCCACGCCGACCAGUUUCAAGUUCCCAGACUUCGAUGACCAGGCGAUUGAGAGUGAAGGCGAUGACACGAUCUCACGUGGACCGAGUCCGAAACCUCUGUACAAUGGGCUCCCACCUGGACUGCACUCGAGCGAGCGAUGGCCUGCGCGCAAGCAGAGGGAUCCGGCCAAUAGGACUUGGUCAUCUUGGGCGAAUGGGAGGCUAGGAGGCGGCAGGAAGUCGCGGCAGAAGAGCUUGAGUGAGGCGAUUAGGACAGUCAGAACGAGGAAGGCCAGCGUGAGCGACAGUGCGCGAGAAAUUGCGGAGUCGCUCAAAGCACCGGUGUCCUUGCGACUAGUGGUUCUCUGCGGAUUCUGGUAUGCGACAUCGAUCUUGACCAACACUUCGUCCAAGGCCAUCUUGACUGCUUUGCCGAAACCCGUCACCCUCACGAUCAUACAAUUCCUGCUGGUGUCAUUCUGGUGCCUAUUCCUGGCAUGGGUGGCGAAGCACAAUCGUUCCGUUCGCGACGCCCUGCCCGUCUUGAAGAAUGGCAUUCGCCGGCCUGAUAGAGAGCUGAUUAUGGCUACCCUACCUCUCACGGCUUUCCAGAUCGGCGGCCAUAUCCUUAACUCCGACGCCAUGUCAAGGAUACCUGUGUCACUGGUGCAUACGAUCAAGGGACUUUCGCCCCUGAUGACCGUGGUGGCAUAUCGAGUGUUCCUCGACAUCAGAUAUUCUGUGCCAACCUACCUUUCUCUGGUACCCCUCACGCUUGGAGUCAUCUUGGCCUGCUCAGCGAACAUCGGAGGCGACUUCAUCGGCCUGACAUAUGCCUUUGGCAGCGCUGUACUUUUUGUCACGCAAAAUAUCGUCUCGAAGAAGAUCUUCAACGAGGCUGCGAAAGCAGAAGCAGACAUGGCGCCCAUCGGUAAAAGGAAGCCUGAUAAGCUGAAUCUGCUAUGCUACUCCUCGGCAAUGGCGUUCUUGUUCACAUGCCCAAUCUGGCUCUGGUCGGAGGGAUUUGCGCUAGCAGCAGACUUUCUCCAGGACGCCUCGAUCGACCUGCGCGAAAGACCGGGCUCAUUGGAUCAUGGAGCGUUGGCUGCAGAGUUCAUCUUCAACGGCACCUUCCACUUUUUGCAGAGUUUGGUCGCCUUUGUCUUGCUCGGCAUGACCUCCCCUGUUACGUACUCGGUGGCAAGUUUGAUGAAGCGAGUGGUGGUCAUCAUGUUUGCUAUCGUGUGGUUCGGCAAUCCGAUGACGAGCGUUCAAGGCUUUGGGUUUGCCCUGACUUUUGUGGGACUGUACCUGUAUGAUAGGACUUCAGACGCCGAGAAGGCAGACAAGCGAGCUCGAGAGCAAGGUGAAAGCAAGGAGCCACUGCUGCCGCUGAAUGUUGCGGAUGCGAAGAAGAGCGAUGGUCCUACCUUCACGCAGUCGCCCAUGAGCGCCGACAUCGGGCAGUCGUUCGCAGGGAGAAGUGGCUACAUGAACGGCGAUCCGAACGGAAGUGGUCCAGGCAGACCAUAUGCCAACGGGUCACCGAGCGCUAAUGGCGUGCCCAUAUCGAUGCCACCUGGUACCAAGGCCGAAGAGACCUGGAACAAGGGCGAUGUAGCAAGGCAGCACAGCGGCCCUAGGUAG
Molecule: messenger RNA, 1698 nt
Organism: Fulvia fulva
Lineage: Eukaryota; Fungi; Ascomycota; Dothideomycetes; Mycosphaerellales; Mycosphaerellaceae
Product: Putative transporter
Exons: 2
Coding region: 1-1698 (565 amino acids)
Biological process (GO): phosphoenolpyruvate transmembrane import into Golgi lumen
Cellular component (GO): Golgi apparatus; endoplasmic reticulum
Molecular function (GO): phosphoenolpyruvate transmembrane transporter activity; antiporter activity
Source: RefSeq, a predicted model, not a curated record